Molecule: messenger RNA, 3682 nt
Organism: Epinephelus moara (kelp grouper)
Lineage: Eukaryota; Metazoa; Chordata; Actinopteri; Perciformes; Serranidae
Product: protocadherin gamma-A8-like
Exons: 2
Coding region: 922-3351 (809 amino acids)
Biological process (GO): homophilic cell-cell adhesion
Cellular component (GO): plasma membrane
Molecular function (GO): calcium ion binding
Source: RefSeq, a predicted model, not a curated record
UGAGAUGCAGAGAAAAGAAUGACAAGGUAGUGGCAUUUUCACAGAUUUUAGUUAUUUUUUACUCUUUAAUGAAUUUAAUUUCAAUGUUGUACAGCUGCAACAUUAAACUAAGCAGGGAGGGCUCACUUUGAUACACUAGAUUAUGCACUGAUGGCCUCAGGCCCAGGGGAACCUGGGCCAGUAGCAAACACGGUACCUGUAUAGAAACAAAGAGGCAGAAAACUCGAGCCUUCACCAAGCUCAACCUCAGUAUUUUUUUCCUGUUUGCUCAACAUAGGAGAUACUUAACAAAUGACUUCAUACACUAAUCAACAAAAGGCACAACCAUAUGCUAUAGCAUCAGGUAGCUUUGUAUCUUUAAAUGUAAGAGAUAUUACAAUAUCCUCAAAAAAUACAUAGCAUAUAGAAGUACAUUGAAAACUGAAGCACUGUGAAAUAAACACGAUGAAUAGUGUCCUUGUUCUUCAGUUGCUCUUGAAUUACACAUUGACCAGCAGAGAAAAAAAAGAACAAUGAACUGUACUAUAUCCCCAAAGACGUUUUAACGCCAUUUUUUGACCCUUUACACUGUCUUCAUAUGUAUGUCUGAUACACACGUUUUCUCCUUUACAUGUACAGACCAUACAGUUUUCAGUAUCCACACACACCAUUGAUGAUGAUGCUGUUGUUUUACUUAGUCACUGUUGGUGGUGCUGUUGCCUAAGCAGACUUUGAUGUGUCUAACAUCACCCUUAUCACAAGUCACCGCCCGUCUUCGAAGGAAAUAGGCGAUUGUUGUGUACAUAUAAAGCUUUGGUGUGGAUGGAUUGCGUGGAUUUCACUGAAGACUAUAAAAUAUAUGGUCCAAACUGUAAGCGAGAUACGAGGCUUCUUUCCCUGUACGGAUAACUGCGUCAUUUUGGAUCUCUUAUUCAUGGAAAAAUGGAUAUUCUGAAGAGCAAAGGCGCUUCGCUGGAUUGGAGGGUCUCCAUUUUGCUUUUCUGCUUUGUUGCUGCGGUCCGCGGACAAAUUCGUUAUUCUAUCCCAGAGGAGAUGAGGAAAGGGCUGUUUGUCGGAGACGUUGCAAAAGACCUGGGCUUGGAUGUUAAAAGGUUGGUGUCUGGUCGGGCCCGACUUGUUAUAGAUGAUGAUAACCAAUAUGUCGCGCUGAACCAGAACAAAGGACAUAUCGUUGUCAAUGAAAGAAUCGACAGAGAAAAAUUAUGCGCCAAGAAAUCACCUUGUAGCUUUAGCCUAGAAAUUGUCCUCGAAGAUCCACUUGAAUUGUUUUCCAUUACUAUCGAAAUACAAGAUGUAAACGAUCACGCUCCUGCUUUUCCCAAAAAGGAGAUUAAUUUGGAAAUAAGCGAGUCAACACCCACAGGCACUGUGUUCUUGCUCGAUAGUGCAGCUGAUCCUGAUGUCGGAAUAAACUCACUGCAAAGUUACUCUUUAAAGGAAAAUCGUCAUUUUGUUCUCAAACAGCACACACGCGCAGAUGGGAGUAAAUAUGCUGAAAUGAUGCUUCAGAGUGGUUUAGACCGCGAGACGCAAAGCGAGCAUGCGCUUAUAUUAACAGCUGUCGAUGGAGGGGAACCGCAGAGGUCUGGGACAGUUAAGAUACAUAUAACUGUUCUGGAUGCAAACGACAACGCACCCGUUUUUACGCAGUCCGUGUACAAAGCAUCUGUGUUGGAAAAUGUUUUGCGAGGCACAGUUAUAGCCAGAGUCAGUGCCGCAGAUGCGGAUCAAGGUUACAAUGGUAACGUCACGUAUUAUUUCACACACUUAGAGGAGGAUUCGUCUUGUCCUUUUGAAAUAAAUCCCAACACUGGAGAGGUUAAACUCAUGGGUGACAUCGAUUAUGAGGUUUCUCCAAAUUACGAAAUAAACCUUCAAGCAAAAGAUCCAUGGGGUGUAGCGGGCGCCAGCAAAUUAAUAAUCGAGAUAGCAGAUGUGAAUGAUAACAGUCCAGUAAUCAUAAUGGCUUCAUACUCAGGUAAGAUUUCGGAGGAUUCUGCUCCCGGCACAGUUGUGGCGUUAGUUAGUGUCCAAGAUAAGGAUUCUGGUAAAAAUGGCCAGGUUCAGUUAAAUAUAGAAGAAAACCUCCCGUUCAAAAUUAAAUCGUCUCUCAGAAAUUAUUAUACAUUAGUGACGGAGCAAAACCUCGACCGAGAAAAACGUCCCCAGUACAACAUCACUCUUACUGCCACAGAUGAGGGCUUUCCUGCCUUAUCUAGCAGGAAAACUGUCUUUUUAGACGUCACUGAUAUUAAUGACAACGCACCAGCUUUCAGUCAAAGUGUUUACAGCACUCAGGUAAUGGAAAACAAUUCUCCGGGUGUCGCUCUAUUGCAGAUUCACGCCACUGAUCCAGACCAGGGCCAGAAUGCACGGAUAUCAUAUUUUCUGAUUGACAGCGAAGUUAACGGAAAUCCUGUGUCUGCGUAUUUCUCCAUUAAUACAGAGAGUGGAGUCAUUCAGUCUUUGCGUUCACUCGACUAUGAACAAGUCAAAGAGUACAAAGUACGAGUCAAAGCUCAGGAUGGAGGGUCGCCUCCACUCAGUAGCAACACAACAGUUGUUGUACAUGUCCAGGACCAGAACGACAACCCUCCUCAGGUGCUGUACCCAGUGCAGACUGGUGGCUCUGUGGUGGCUGAAAUGGUGCCUCGUUCAGCAGAUGUGGGCUAUCUGGUGACUAAAGUGGUGGCUGUUGAUGUGGACUCUGGACAGAAUGCCUGGCUGUCCUAUAAACUGCAGAAAGCCACAGACAGGGCGCUGUUUGAAGUGGGCUUACAGAAUGGAGAAAUAAGAACUAUCCGCCAAGUGACUGAUAAAGAUGCUGUCAAACAAAGACUGAGUGUUAUAGUGGAGGACAACGGGCAGCCCUCUCGUUCAGCUACAGUCAUUGUUAACGUGGCGGUGGCGGACAGCUUCCCUGAAGUGCUGUCUGAGUUCACUGACUUUCCACACGACAAGGAGUACAAUGACAACCUGACUUUUUACUUAGUCUUGGCUUUGGCUGUAGUUUCCUUCCUCUUCAUCACGUGUUUGGUGGUUAUUCUAUCAGUGAAGAUCUACAGAUGGAGACAGUCUCGCAUCCUGUAUCACUCCAGCCUCCCUGUCAUUCCAUAUUAUCCACCACGUUACUCAGACACUUUGGGGACAGGGACUCUCCAACACGUGUACAAUUACGAGGUGUGCAGGACGACAGACUCCAGAAAGAGUGACUGUAAGUUCGGCAGAGCCGGUAGUCAGAACGUGCUGAUAAUGGACCCCAGUUCUACAGGGACGAUGCAGCGGAUACAGAGUGACAAGAGCAUCCUGGAUGAACCUGAUUCUCCUCUAGAGGUGAGUCAAAUAUUUUAGCUUUUUCUACCCGGCUCAUGUGGUCUCUUUCUAUGUUUAGUUGCAUUGAUAAAAGCCGUAGCCCGACAUGAAGCAAUUUCCAGCACCAUGGACAGCACCUCGGUUGGCAUUGCCCCAUGGAAGUGUUUGGUCUGUUAAUGUCUUCACAAAUACACGUGUAAAAUUCACAGAUUCCUCAACGGAUCUCAUUUCAAGUUUGUUAUGCAGCUAUGUUAUAUUGCCUGAAUGCGUUUUGUGGAAAGCAAUGCUGUGGUAUUAAAUGUUUAACGCCACUUAUCUGUGAAACGUUUACUGCCAAGGUUCUGAGUGUUGUUGUAUUCCGUGAGCUCUC